Molecule: messenger RNA, 2377 nt
Organism: Vicia villosa (hairy vetch)
Lineage: Eukaryota; Viridiplantae; Streptophyta; Magnoliopsida; Fabales; Fabaceae
Product: (+)-neomenthol dehydrogenase-like
Exons: 5
Coding region: 781-1677 (298 amino acids)
Cellular component (GO): membrane
Source: RefSeq, a predicted model, not a curated record
UAUUUAUAAGCAAAAAUUCUUUUUUAGGUUCAUUGAAUAAUGAAUAUAUCUUGUCUUUUAUGUAGACUAGAUACAUUCAUUAUUCAAUAAACCUAAAAAGAGCAUUUUUUCUUGUAAAUCAGGCAGGAGUAGUACCAGUUUGCUUAACUUUUUUUUUUGAAACAAAACAUGUUCCAUACAUACUAUAAUCAACCAAGACAAAGUUCCAUGCCAUUGUAUGAUGCCCCAUCAAAUAACACCAAUUGCUUCGCUUGAAAGUACCAAAGAUCAGAUAUGUCGGAUCUAUCUGUGCCACUGUGAAAAAAUGUGAUUAGCACAUGCAUGUACAAAAGGGAUUGAGUAAUUGACACAUGUGGAUUUCUAUUUAAGCCAAUUUUGAGAUAAUCACUUUAUAUUUGCCCUAUCAUUGAAGAGGUAAAAAUGAUUUAUCCUCAAGCAAACCAAUCCCUUAAUCACUUUAUAUUUGCUCUAUCAUUGGAGAGGUUGAAAAUGAUUUAUCCUCAAGCAAAUUAAUCCGUUAAUAAUAUAUCAAUGUAUAUGUCUUAUAUAUAAGUAUUUUUAAAUCAUCCUUUAACUUAUAAAUUAUUUAAUUCGAGUUAUCUUUUUAAUAAAAAACAAGAUAGAUGUAUUUAACAACCUGUAAAAGAUUUUAAAUUAAAUUAAAAGAGGAAAAAUAAUUCUAUAAAAGGUAUAGUAAAUAGAGCAUGUGACUUACUCAAUUCAGCAUUAUCAAAUCUCCCAACUCCCAAGUACAACAUUAUUGUCAAGUUUCAACAAAAGAUGGGAGAACAGACAGAAAGGUAUGCAGUGGUGACAGGCUCAAACAAAGGAAUUGGGUUAGAGAUAGUUAGGCAGUUAGCUUCAGCUGGGAUCAAAGUGGUGCUUACAGCAAGAGAUGAGAAAAGAGGUCUUCAUGCAUUGGAAACACUCAAAGCAUCUGGUUUAUCUGAUUUUGUUGUUUUUCAUCAACUAGAUGUGGCUGAUGCUUCAAGUGUGGCAUCUCUUGCAGAUUUUGUCAAAUCACAAUUUGGAAAACUUGAUAUUCUGGUUAACAAUGCUGGGAUUGGCGGAGUUGAAAUUAAAGACCGUGAUUUAUUCACUUCAGCGAUCAUUACAAACGGGGCAUUAUCUGACGAUGAAUUGAGAAGGACAAUGACGCAACCGUACGAAUCAGCUAAAGAAUGCUUACAGAUAAAUUAUCGCGGUGCUAAGAGAACAUUUGAAUGCCUUCUUCCCCUCCUCCAGCUAUCAGAUUCACCGAGAGUCGUCAAUGUAUCAUCAGCAUUGGGCAAGAUAGAGUGUGUAUCAAAUGAAUGGGCUAAAGGAGUGUUCAGUGAUAUCGAUAACCUUACCGAAGAGAGAAUUGAAGAAGUGUUGAAGAAGUUUAUCAAAGAUUUUGAACAAGGGUCCAUAGAAAAAAAUGGCUGGCCUAGGUAUACAGCUGCCUAUAUUGUUGCUAAAGCUUCAAUGAAUGCUUAUACAAGAAUUAUUGCAAAGAAAUAUCCAAAUUUAUGCAUCAAUUGUGUUUGUCCUGGUUAUGUGAAGACAGAUAUAACUGCUAAUACUGGUUUCUUCACUGCAAAAGAAGGUGCUGCUCAUCCUGUUAGGUUAGCAUUGCUGCCCAAUGGUAGUCCAUCUGGUCUCUACUAUAUCCGAAAUGAACUCUCUUCAUUUUGAAUGAUUUACACCAUAGGUGUAACGAUUUUAUACAGUUAAUAAAGCGAUGAACAUAAGCCAUGAAAGUAACCAAAAAUGCUUGAAACCAGAUACAACAAAUGCUUGAACGUCAGUGUUGAUUUUGUCAAGUGGCUGAUGCAUUUAUUCCUUUCCAUCUUUUUGACAUUGCAUUGGUGCAAUGACAACCAAGUGGUUACUUUUGUCAAUUUAUGAAUGAAUGGUAGUUUAUCUCUCUCUUUUGUUUAUGGUUUUUAUCAAUUUGAAAAAAAAUUAUGUUUUAGAUUUCAAGGUUUUAUUUGGUUAAAAUCGAAUUUAAUUUCCAUCAAUUCGGAUCUAAAAAUUAAAUGGUCAAGCCCAAGACUGGUCAACAGCAGGCGCACGUGUUAUUGUUCUCUCCCCUUUGGCCUUAGGGGUGGCAAAACGGGUCGUGGCUCACCUGGCCGGCCCGCGCAUCCGCAAUAAAAUGAUGGGUUGGGUUGGGAUUUUGGUCCUGCAGCCCGCCAAAAUCCGUCUCGUUUAUUCGUUCAUCCUAUCCCGCCUUAAGUCUGAUCUUUUUUUAGUUAAUUAUAAUAAUUCUAAUUUUUGAUGACUUAAUUUAUACAUUUAUAUGUGAAUAUAUAAACAAUAUUUUUUUAAGUGAAAUUUGUUAAAAAAAUGCUUUAUAAAAAAUAAGUGAAAAUUUUAAUCGAAAGGUAAAAAA